GCGUCACAGUACGCGUCGAAAAGAUGGUGGAUUGCGGAAAGGCACGUCUUUUGGGUAUCGCCGUUGAAUAUUCCGCAGUUUAGAAAAGCUUUGACGAGACGGGGUAUCGUAGUUGGUCGAUUUUUAAGUCCGAAAAGGUAAAAAAUGGGUUCGAACAAACGUCAUAAAACCGAGAAGAACCGGGACGCAAAGAAGAAGCGUCACCGUAGCCGAUCACGAAGUUAUACGCCUGAACGCGAGAAAACGGAAAAGCACAGGCACCAUAAAAAGCAUAGAAGAAAAGAGCGCAAGGAUUAUGACAGCGAUGUCGAAAUAGUUAAUGCUCCUCCUCCGCCAAAAAUCUCUAAGUCUUCGCAUCCAUCUACACCUCCACCUCCUGAAAUUUCCAAGCAACGUAGCCCAUCGCCAGCCAAAGGUGGCGCCGCACAGACCUCUCUAUCCAUCGAAGAGACAAAUAAGUUACGAGCAAAAUUAGGUUUAAAGCCAUUGGAAGUUGACAGUACUUCUAAAGACGAUCCUAAUAAGAUCAAAGAUGAUUUGGGAGAGUUCUAUCACAAGCCUGCUCCCGAUGUUAAUGAGAAACUGAGGACACAAAAGUUGAAGGAAAAAAUUGGCACUCAGAAACAGAAAAGGCAAAUUGAAGCCAAUCUGUCCAAAGUAAAAAGUUUGGCUGAAUGCGACUCUGAUGAUGAUACUAAAGCUUGGAUCGAGAAAAACAGACGUUUGGAUGAGGAAAAGAAAAAGGCGGAAGAAAGGGCAAAGAUGUUGGAUCAGCUGGAUGAGGAAUUUGGAAUUGGAAAUCUGGUUAAGGAAGAAAUACAUACUGCUCGAAAUACAGCUUAUACAGAGAAGAACUUAAAGGGUCUGAAAGUAGAGCAUAAUAUUGACAAGUUUGAAGAAGGAAAAAUAGUUAUUUUAACUCUAAAAGACCAGCAAGUAUUGGACGAGAGCGGCGAUGUACUCGUAAAUGUAAACAUAACAGACGAGGAACGUUACCAACGCAAUAUAUUAAAUAAAGCUAAAAAGCCUGGUUACGAUGCGUACGAUGACGAUAAUUUUGACGAGUUUGGUUUUUCGAAAAACACUAUCUUGGAGAAGUACGACGAAGAAAUUGAGGGCCAGAAAAGAGAUAAUUUCGUAUUAGGAAUCAAUAUGAAAGAUGCCAGACAGUCUAAACUUGAUCACGUUAAACAACGUUUGGCAAAUAAGCGAUUAGAAUCGUUACAGUUAGCGGAGCCAAAAUUAGCUAGCGAAUAUUUCAACGAGGAGGAACUUGCAACGUUCAAGAAACCAAAGAAGAAGGUUCGAAAGAUCAGGAAGAAACUAAAGGCAGACGAUCUGAUUCCCGAAGGUAACGAUUAUCUUCGAGAUCUAGGAAGUAGGAGAAGCAAACGACCUGAAGACGUGAAAGAAAAUGAUAAUUUGGACGUAGAUGACUUGGGAGCUCCCGCCGAGGACCUCAGCGGAAUAAAAUUAGAAGAAGACGAUAAGGAACUAGAAUUGCAACUAGCAUUGAAGAAAGCUCAACGUUUGAAAGAAUCGCAAUUGUCGACUAUAGAACAAGUUGUUGAAACUAUAAAACACGAGCCGUCAGGUUCGGAGGAUAGUCAGUCUGGGAAUAUCGUCCUUAAUGCUACUGCAGAAUUUUGCAGAACUUUGGGAGACAUUCCUACCUAUGGUCUUGCUGGAAAUAGAGAGGAAAAUGGCCAGGAACUUAUGGACUUCGAGAUCGAUGGAGUGAAGGAGGAACCACCGGUAAAUGAGGAAGAAGACGAUGGUCGCGGCGCGUGGAAUACAGUGCAAUUAGACGAGAGCACAUCGGAGCCAGUAGCAUUGGAAGCCGCAAUUCUAGACGCGGAGCCUUCCCUUGGUCAUGGCGUUAGCGGAGCAUUAAAGCUCGCUAUGAGCAAAGGUUAUUUACAAAAGGAAGACAGUAGUCGACCGUCUGCAUCGCGUUUUGCUCACUUACAGGCUCAAAACUACUCGAUAGAGGAUAAAACUUACGGAGACGACGAUAAAUUCGGCAGAAGAGAUCGUUUCAAUGGUCCAACCUCUGAAUUUAAAGAGAAAGAUGGCUUUAAACCGAACGUAAAGUUAGAGUACAUCGAUGACGAUGGACACGUUCUGAGCGCGAAGGAAGCGUUCCGGUAUCUUUCGCACAAAUUCCAUGGGAAAGGUCCGGGAAAGAACAAGGUCGAAAAGCGAAUGAAGAAAGCUGAACAGGAAGUUUUAAUGAAACGUAUGUCCUCCACGGACACUCCCCUAGGUACGCUUAAUUUAUUGCAGGCGAAGCAAAAAGAAACUCAGUCUCCGUACAUAGUGCUCAGUGGUAGCAAGCAAAUGCAAACGACUAGUAUAUCGAAGUCAAAGCAUUAAAGAUUUUAAAGCUGACUUUAAUGAAAGUUGUAUAUAAUAUACAGACAGAAGAAAACCUCUUAUCAGCACUUUGUCAAACGGAACAGUGAGUUACUCGUACGAGAAAUAAAACAAUUGCACAUGUUCUGAUUUGUUAAUACCCAUACAGAAUAAUAAAAUAACAUUUGUGAAUUUAUGAAAGAGGUUGGUCAUUUUCACGCAUCUCCGUUUCUUGUUCAACUCAACCUCCAAAAAUGCUAUACUACCGAUAGAAAUUUCAGUUUAAUUUUUAUGCUCGAUAUGGCCCGAAUAUUACUCAUACUAUGCGUAAGUUAGAUAUAAAAUUUUCAGUACGGUUGUCUGAGAAAAUUGUUUAAAUUUCCUCGAUAUAUAUAUAUAUAUAUAUAUACAAAGUAGUACAAAUUCAUAUUUUGUCAUUUUUUUUUUUUCUUUCUUUUAUGAUUGUAUACUUAUUCAAAAUAUUUUCUUACUUUAAGGAAGUACAUUUACUGCUAUUACGAUAAAAUUAAAAAGAACAAACGACGUCCAUGACUACAUCUAUGCUAAGAGAUGUAACAUGUUCGUAAAAGGCUACAAAUAUUUUAACACGACAGUUACACCUUUACUUCCAUAUUCUCGAUCGUAAUUAACUUUUAAAAUCUAUCCAUACGAAUCACGACUCGAAAUAUACAAAUUUAAAUACUACAAAAUAUUUUAUUGUUUCUAACGAUCACUAUAUAAACAUCUGCUGAACAUUCAUUUUCGUAUCAUUAAUUAGCAUGAAGCGGGUAAUGUGAAUUGAAAAUAUUUUUUUUUUGUCUCGUCAAAUGAAACAUUUUGCGAUCAGUUGUCAAUGAAAUGUUUCAUAACAUUCGUUACCAACAUUGUUGAGUAUUUUUACAAUUUAUCGGUAUCGCGAUCACGCGUAGGGAAAAAUGGUAACGUUUUCGUUACUGUUAGAAUGCUGAAUGGCAUUAAAUAUGUCCCUGAUAUCACAAGGCUUUACUUUGUGCAAAAAUAGUAAUACUUGAUUCCACGAAUCUUAUACAGUGCACAAGAGCCUAUAAAUUAUAUUUUAUAAAUACGCGUUUCCCCAAUUAUACGCGAUAUAGUUACACAUUUUAUGACAAUCAUUUAGAAGACUUACUUUUCUCUACUUGCUAUUCACAAUUCUUUAUUUUUGGAAAGUUUGGCACUUCUCUCGACGGU
Molecule: messenger RNA, 3564 nt
Organism: Colletes gigas
Lineage: Eukaryota; Metazoa; Arthropoda; Insecta; Hymenoptera; Colletidae
Product: U4/U6.U5 tri-snRNP-associated protein 1
Exons: 11
Coding region: 145-2376 (743 amino acids)
Biological process (GO): maturation of 5S rRNA; mRNA cis splicing, via spliceosome
Cellular component (GO): U4/U6 x U5 tri-snRNP complex
Source: RefSeq, a predicted model, not a curated record